Molecule: messenger RNA, 2150 nt
Organism: Lotus japonicus
Lineage: Eukaryota; Viridiplantae; Streptophyta; Magnoliopsida; Fabales; Fabaceae
Product: AP2-like ethylene-responsive transcription factor PLT1
Exons: 10
Coding region: 187-1884 (565 amino acids)
Biological process (GO): regulation of DNA-templated transcription
Molecular function (GO): DNA-binding transcription factor activity; DNA binding
Source: RefSeq, a predicted model, not a curated record
AAGGGUACACUUAAAUAAUUUUGUGCCUACCUCAAAGUCUUUUCUUUUUCAGCCCCUCUCUUCUUCCCUAUCCCCCUUUAUCUUAAGCUAGAAAGUUGAGUUGGGAGAGAGAUACCAAGAGUUAAUUAAACUCUAACAUACCCGCUUGGUGUUGCUUAAUUUUGUUGAACAGAAAAGCAAAAGAACAUGGGCUCAAUGAACUCAAACAACUGGCUUUCAUUCCCCCUUUCUCCAACACAUUCUUCCAUGCCACCUCAUCUCCAAGCAACUCAUGAGUCUCAUCAGUUUUCUCUUGGGACUUUGGUGAACGAGAACAUGGAAAGCCCUUUCCAAAAUCAUGAUUGGAACCUGAUUCACACACACAGUGACAACGAAGUUCCAAAGGUUGCAGAUUUUCUGGGUGUGAGCAAGUCUGAGAAUCAGUCAGAUCUUGCAGCCUUUAAUGAAAUUCAGUCCAGUGACUCGGAUUACUUCUUCAGCAACAACAGUAGUCUCAUGCCGGCGAUGCAACAAAACUCAGUGGUAGCCGCCACUAAUUCUGGCAGUUAUGAGUAUCAAGAAAGUGCUAACAACAACCUGCAGUCAUUGACAUUGUCCAUGGGAAGUGGAAAGGAUUCAACAUGCGAGACAAGCGGUGACACUAGCACAAACACAACUGUUGAAGCUACUGCUGCUGCACCUAGAAGAACCUUAGAAACCUUUGGCCAGAGAACAUCAAUAUAUCGCGGUGUAACAAGACAUAGAUGGACUGGAAGGUAUGAAGCUCAUCUUUGGGAUAAUAGUUGUAGAAGGGAAGGACAAUCAAGAAAAGGUCGCCAAGUCUAUUUGGGUGGGUAUGACAAAGAAGAGAAAGCAGCGAGGGCUUAUGAUUUAGCAGCAUUGAAGUAUUGGGGGACAUCUACCACUACCAACUUUCCCAUCAGUAACUAUGAAAAGGAAUUGGAAGAAAUGAAGCACAUGACAAGACAAGAAUUUGUGGCCGCCAUAAGAAGGAAGAGCAGUGGAUUCUCACGGGGUGCAUCAAUGUAUCGCGGAGUCACACGGCACCACCAGCAUGGAAGAUGGCAAGCGAGGAUUGGAAGAGUAGCAGGAAACAAAGAUCUUUAUUUGGGAACUUUCAGCACUGAGGAAGAGGCUGCAGAAGCAUACGACAUCGCAGCGAUAAAGUUCCGAGGCCUAAACGCAGUGACAAACUUCGACAUGAGCCGCUACGAUGUGAAAGCCAUCCUUGAAAGCAACACUCUCCCAAUAGGAGGAGGUGCUGCAAAAAGAUUAAAAGAAGCACAAGCUCUAGAAUCUUCUAGAAAAAGAGAAGAGAUGAUGGCACUAGGGUCAAGCUUUCAGUACGGAAGCUCAAGUGUCGUCUCAAGCGCUAGGCUUCAACAACAACAAGGUGGAUGUUACCCUCUAAUGCAGUUCGAUCAACAACAACCGCCACAACCUUUUCUCACGCUGCAAAACCAGGACAUGGGGACUCAGUACGGUCAUCAAGAUGCGGCGGCAUCAUUUCAUCAACAGGGUUACAUCCAAACGCAGCUUCAGUUGAACCAGCAAAGUGGUCUGUUUUAUAAUAGUUACCUUCAGAACCACCCGGGUUUGCUUCAGGGGUUGAUGAACAUGGGUUCUUCCUCUUCUUCUUCGUCUGUGAUGGAGAAUGGUGGCGGUGGUGAUGGCGGAGGUUAUGGUUUUAUGGGAUUCGGUAGUAAUAAUGGGCUUGGAAUUGGAAUGGGUUCGAGUAAUGUUGUGGGAUCAGGGGAGGAGCAUGCGCUUGUUAAGGUUGAUUAUGACAUGCCUGCUGCGGGUUAUGGCGGCUGGUCGGCGGCGGCAGACACCAUACAGGGUUCAAAUGGUGGUGGUGUAUUUACAAUGUGGAAUGAUUUAUGAUUGAGUCUAAGAAGAGGUGGAGGGGAGGGACACUAAGCUAACUAGUAUGGCACUAACCAUUUUGCCAUACAAUUUUCUUGUUCUUUUCAUUAGUUUUCUUUUUUUAUUUUUAAUUCUGCUAUUAUGACAAGUGAAUUAAGUGGGCGAAAAAAGGAAGUGACUAGUUUUCUUUGGAAUGUUGUCAACUACUAAUCAAGCUCAUAUAUUCUGUGUACUUAAUUAGUGGAAUGGCUUUCUUAGCUGGAUGGUUAAUUUUGCUUGAUUUA